UCUCUCGACUCACUCUCGCCCUCGAGGCUCAAACCUUCGAGGCCGAGGGCGCUUCCUGUAGCAAAAGCUAAGAAGGUUCCACAGGCGAGGCGAGGGGAGGCGAGUAAGCGAAGCGGAAGCCGCAGCCUCGGGCGGGGCAGCGACUGGAUUCCUAGGGCAGUCUUCCCCUCCCCUCGCACAUGGAUCAGAGAAAGGCCCUGUUCCGGGCGAAGCUUCGCGAGCGCGAGGCCAAGGAGAAGCAGGAGAAGCGCAUCGAUCCCUCGCUCGUCAGGUACAAUGAAUAUGAUCAGCCCAUCUGCAGAGUCUGCAACGUUACUCUGAAAUCUGAAGCACUUUGGCCUGCACACCAAGUUUCGCGGAAACAUCAUGAGGCAAAAGCCGCUGCAGCCACUAAAGUUACAGCAGGUGCAGCACCUCGUGGCAAUAAUGUUAAUCAUGAACAACCAGCGGAGCCUCAGAAAGCAAAAUCCUCCUCAUUACCUGCCAAUUUUUUUGACAGCAAAGGAAUGAAAAGGCAAAGUGAUGGUACUGGCGCUGAAGGAAGGUCUGUACGCCAUGAAGUGGCUGAUGUUCAAUCGAUGACCAAAGAAGCAAGCGCAAAUAAACCAUCUGUCAGGCUGGACCAAGUGGCAAAUAAAGGAAGUCAAACCAAUACCAAUGCGAAAGGAGUCCUUCCAGGGAAUUUUUUUGAUUAUACUGAAGAAGAUGAAGAUGAAGCUCCAGCUCCAAACGACCCCAAUAUGACCCCUGUAAACAUUACCAAUCCAAAUCACAUGCAGGUGAAAGGUGUCCCUGCUGGCUUCUUUGAUAGCAAUAGCACACAACCCAGCGAAGUUAGUGCAUCGCCUCAAGCAGCGAAUAUUCUAGAAACUGCUCAAGUAAAAGGAGCCCUGCCAAAAGGAUUCUUUGAUAACAAAGAUGCGGAUCUCCGUGCACGUGGUAUCCAGCCUCCAAAAGUUGACAUCAAUGACGCAUACAAAGAAUUUGAAAAGGAAAUUCAAGAGGACCUCCAGGAAGUUGAUGACCGCCUUGAAGAAGAGGAGAUUGAUGCUGCUGCUGAGAGGGAAGAGUACUUGACUUUCGAGCAAGAAGAAUACAGGCAGCGAGUAGAUAUGCUGAAGCAGCAGCUCACGGAGUCAAAAGCCGCACGAAAUGCGAAAGCAAACAGCAAACCUGUUGGUUUGGAGAUGGAGUCUAGCACCAGCGACUCAUCGAGUAAUGAUGAAGACGGUGACACAGAUUUUGCUGUUGACUGGAGAGCACAGCAUAUGAAAUGAUGUAGAAAUUUUUAUGGUUGCUUCAUACCAUGCCAACAGAGAAUGAUUGACAUCAAUCAUUGCACAUCCACUUCAGAAUCAGAUUUCAGUUCUCCAGGAUUUUGCAUAAAGAGAGUUUUUUCCCCACCUGUCGCUAAUUUUGAACUCACUCGACUAGGGUAUGUACGUUUAGUGGCUAAUUUGUAUAGUUGUGAUUCCAAACUGCUGCAAAUUGCUUCUUACUGAUUGUACUUCUUCGCUUGUGCGGAUUAUGAGGAUUGACGAAUGGUUAAACACGCUCUUAAAGCAACCA
This is a messenger RNA of Brachypodium distachyon (stiff brome), 1569 nucleotides long. Its product is annotated as zinc finger protein 830. The transcript has 7 exons. Gene Ontology annotation, biological process: nuclear DNA replication; mitotic DNA damage checkpoint signaling; mitotic DNA replication checkpoint signaling. The record is from RefSeq and is a predicted model, not a curated record. Gene Ontology annotation, cellular component: spliceosomal complex; nucleus. The coding region runs from base 180 to 1277 and encodes 365 amino acids. Gene Ontology annotation, molecular function: nucleic acid binding; zinc ion binding. NCBI's taxonomy places the organism in Eukaryota, Viridiplantae, Streptophyta, Magnoliopsida, Poales, Poaceae.